CCAAAGACGUGCCUUUUAAAAUGGCGUUGUCAACAAUGAAAUGUAAUGUUUAGUUGUGAACUUUAGUAAAUUUAAUUUUGCCUGAUUGGACACUGGUUUUGAUUAAACAUUUUGGGUUCUUCUUGUCCUUUAAAAAAUGAACGGUUUAAGUUUUAGUGAAUUUUGUUGUCUCUUUUGUUGUCCACCUUGCCCAAGCAGAAUAGCAGCAAAACUAGCUUUUAUACCUCCGGAGCCAACUUACGAAUUUGUGUCCGAUGAAAAUGGAAAAUGCGCUUUUGCACUGACAGAAAGGGCGGAAUGGCAAUUUUCGGAAAGAGAAAAAGAAAAUAUUGAAGUAUUUUUUACAAGGACCACAAGAGGAAAUAGAAUUGCCUGUUUAUUUGUGAGAUGUAGUAACACAGCGCGAUUUACUAUAUUAUUUUCUCACGCCAAUGCUGUUGAUCUUGGACAAAUGAGUAGUUUUUAUUUGGGUUUGGGAUCUAGAAUAAACUGUAAUAUAUUUAGUUAUGAUUACUCUGGUUAUGGUGUGAGUGGAGGAAAACCAUCUGAAAAAAAUUUAUAUGCAGAUAUUGAUGCUGCUUGGCAAGCCCUUAGGACCAGGUUUGGUAUAAGUCCUGAAAACAUAAUACUUUAUGGGCAAAGUAUAGGAACUGUUCCUACUGUUGAUUUGGCUGCAAGGUAUGAAGUUGGAGCUGUGAUAUUGCAUUCUCCUCUCAUUUCUGGUAUGAAAGUGGCCUUCCCCAAGACUAAAAGAACUUGGUUCUUUGACGCUUUUCCCAGUAUUGAUAAAGUUCCAAAGGUUGUAUCCCCAACGCUAAUAAUUCAUGGUACUGAAGAUGAAGUGAUAGAUUUUUCUCAUGGGCUUACUAUUUUUGAAAAAUGUCCUAAAGCUGUAGAGCCCUUAUGGGUUGAGGGUGCAGGCCACAAUGAUGUGGAACUCUAUCCAGUGUAUUUAGAAAGACUUAAGCAAUUUAUAAUGGUCGAAUUGGAUAACUGACAACUACUGAAUGGUGAGGAUGUUACUUUCAGCUCAGGAACUUCAAGUUCUGUUGGUGAAAAGUUGCUAUAGCACGCAGCUGCAGGGACAGCUCAGAAAGGACUUGAAUUGGACAAGAAGUUGUCACCCUCUGAGCUGUCUCCCUGCGAAAAUAUCAAUACACCAACUAAAAUAACUGAUUUGGCAACAAUUUGUCAUAGUGUACCACCAGUGUGUCUCACAGUUUGUCACUGUUUAUUACUAGAGACUACAUGUUAGGAAUGUUUUAGUGUAAAUACUGUUUUCUGUGAACUGCAAAUCAACAUCUAGUUAAUUGAAGACAAUCUACAAUUGGAAUGCUCUGAUACAUUAUAAAAAGGUGAAUAUAUUUUUAUAGUUUAAGUGGUCAAAAAAUUGUUCAGGUACUCUCUAGAUUACACAAGUUACUUAAUGUACUUUUGGAAAAAGCAAGUAUUUUCUUUGUGCUGUGUUAGUGCUUACUUUUAUUUAUAUUUCAAUACAAUUAUGUUUUACACAGGAUAUUGUUAUAAAAUUUACUUAUAAUUUAGUUUUAGUAUUUAUAUAAGUAGAUUAAAACUAAUUGCGUCAACUUUAUGAAAGGUCUCUUAUCUUGGAUUCCUGAGAAUAAAAAUAUAUUCAUCUUGAGUUUGCAGAUUUUAAAGUUCAAACCACCUACAAAAAAGACAAGAUGGAGGAUGAUUUUGUGUUUUAAGUUGUGUACAAAAUUUUGAUGUGUAAAAUGACCUGCUCGGAAUAAGUUGUAUAUAAAAAAAAGGGCUGUAUUACCGAGAUGAGGCUCCACAUUGUCCUGUUUCUCUUGUUUUCAAUGUAAAUAUAAUAUGUAACUUUUUUGGUAUACUAUAUUUUGCUUAAAAAGUCUCGAGAUUUGAUACAAUUAACCAAUUAAUUAUGUAUCUAAACUAAUAAAAAUUGUUCAAUAGGCAUUUUUUAUAAAAGAUUCAGGGAUAUUGUAUCAUCAGUAAUUGGUACUUUUCUAUGAACCCUUUAAACAUAAUACAGCAGGGGAUAGCUAAUUAAUGACCUGAUGUCUUUUGUAUUGUAAACGAAUGGGCAAAAGAAAUAGCGGUCCACUUUAUCUUACCCUUUUUUCUAUAGGGCAGCCGAGACACAAUUCUGUGAACCUUAAGAUGGCUCGAAUUAUUAUAAUGUACACUUGAAAAUGGCAAUAAUAUACUAAUAAGACAUUUCCUCUAAAGAGGGGUGUGUUGCUAUUUCUUUCCCCCGUAAGAGUGAAAAACUUUGUUAUUAGCUCCCAAGUGGCCAACUUAGUUUUUAUUUGCGUUGCGAUUGAAAUUCGGCUUUGUUAAUAAUUAAACCAUAAAAAUGGCGUAAUUGCUUUCGAUAUGCUAAUUAUUAUGAUGGCAAAGAAUUUUACUUGUUUAAAUUAAGUGAUUAUUUAAGAGCUCAAUGUUAGGAAAAUUUAUUUGAAAUUGUUUUCUUAGAUAUAAUUUAUACAUAUCACUUUUGCAGUGUAUUCCGU
Messenger RNA from Cylas formicarius (sweet potato weevil), 2498 nucleotides. Its product is annotated as alpha/beta hydrolase domain-containing protein 17B. NCBI's taxonomy places the organism in Eukaryota, Metazoa, Arthropoda, Insecta, Coleoptera, Brentidae. The coding region runs from base 137 to 997 and encodes 286 amino acids. Gene Ontology annotation, biological process: protein depalmitoylation. The record is from RefSeq and is a predicted model, not a curated record. Gene Ontology annotation, molecular function: palmitoyl-(protein) hydrolase activity. The transcript is spliced from 3 exons. Gene Ontology annotation, cellular component: plasma membrane; endosome membrane.